AUGAAGCUGGAUAUCUGCACUCUGAUGGUGUGCUGCAGUGCAUUGUGGGUAGUGGUGUCCUCUGGCGGGGAUAAAGCUCCUCCCUCUCCUCCUCCCGGCUGUGACUCCAUGUUGGCGUUUUCCUCGGAGGUUUCCUCGUCGUCUGAAGGGAACGGGAACAUCCACCGCAGAUCUCUGUCUCCGUGGACCUGGAAGUCGAGCACGGAGAAGAACCGGAUCCCCUCCACGCUCUGGGAGGCCAACUGCAGCAGCAGCUUCUGCUCCGGCUCCGGCACCGGCACCGGUACCGGACACAACCUCAACUCUGUCCCCGUGUACCAGAGUGUCCUGGUGCUCACCCGGCGGGACGAGGGGCGCUGCUACACCGCCAAGUACCGCUCGCUGGCCGUUGGCUGCACCUGCGUCUGGGCCACAACCAACCACGACUGA
Perca flavescens (yellow perch) is the source of this 429-nucleotide messenger RNA. It is a transcript of the gene il17a/f2, whose product is annotated as interleukin 17a/f2. Gene Ontology annotation, biological process: inflammatory response. The record is from RefSeq and is a predicted model, not a curated record. Gene Ontology annotation, molecular function: cytokine activity. NCBI's taxonomy places the organism in Eukaryota, Metazoa, Chordata, Actinopteri, Perciformes, Percidae. The transcript is spliced from 3 exons. Gene Ontology annotation, cellular component: extracellular region. The coding region runs from base 1 to 429 and encodes 142 amino acids.